Molecule: messenger RNA, 1600 nt
Organism: Scleropages formosus (Asian bonytongue)
Lineage: Eukaryota; Metazoa; Chordata; Actinopteri; Osteoglossiformes; Osteoglossidae
Product: phosphorylase b kinase gamma catalytic chain, skeletal muscle/heart isoform-like
Exons: 10
Coding region: 296-1474 (392 amino acids)
Biological process (GO): protein phosphorylation; glycogen metabolic process
Cellular component (GO): phosphorylase kinase complex
Molecular function (GO): ATP binding; calmodulin binding; phosphorylase kinase activity
Source: RefSeq, a predicted model, not a curated record
GGUGUUAUGCUCGCGCGCGCGGGGCCGCCUCGAGCUCGGGUUGCACUGCCGUUUAUUUUCGGCAUCCGCCGCGCGAGGUCGCCUCGCUCUCCCGCGAGGCGGCAGCGGCAGUCGGGCUGUUUUCGCUUCUGAAAAAGCAGUUUCGAUACAAUUCCCAUUGAACGCUCGCUACUUACCGCUUUUGGUUUAUACCGGAAUACCUACAGGCGAUGGAUUAUUUGUUUUAAAAGGGUAGCACGAGGAUUUAUAAGCCUUCUUGUACCUCCUAAAACCUUGGGUUACCUUUCAUGCAACGAUGACCAGAGAAGAUGAAAUCCCUGACUGGGUGGGAGCACAGGAGUUCUAUGAUAAAUAUGAUCCUAAGGAGAUCCUUGGAAGAGGUGUAAGUAGCGUGGUACGACGCUGUGUGGAUAAGCGCGCAGGUCAGGAAUAUGCUGUUAAGAUCAUUGACAUCACCCCAUCUGACAAGAUGACAACGCAGGAGAUAGAGGAGAUCCGCGAAGCCACCAUCAAGGAAAUCGACAUUCUCAAAAAGGUCUACGGGAAGAAAAAUAUCAUCCAGCUGAAGGACUGCUACGAGUCAAAGGCCUUCUUCUUCCUCGUGUUUGACUUGAUGAAAAGGGGAGAACUGUUUGACUACCUCACAGAAAAGGUUACAUUAAGUGAAAAGGAGACCAGGAAAAUCAUGCGUGCUCUGUUGGAGGUGGUCCAGUGCCUCCACUCCAUGAACAUAGUCCACCGGGACCUGAAGCCAGAGAACAUCCUGCUGGAUGACCAAAUGAACAUCAAGCUGACAGACUUUGGUUUUUCUGUCCAGAUUGAACCUGGUCAAAAACUAAAAGAGGUAUGUGGGACACCUGGUUAUUUGGCACCUGAAAUUAUUGAGUGUUCCACGGACCCUAACCAUCCUGGAUAUGGCACUGCUGUUGAUCUUUGGAGUUCUGGGGUAAUCAUGUACACACUGCUAGCUGGGUCCCCACCCUUCUGGCACAGGAAGCAGAUGUUGAUGCUCAGGAUGAUCUUGGCUGGGAAUUACGAGUUCAGCUCUCCAGAAUGGGAUGACCGCUCGGACACGGUGAAAGAUCUGAUUUCUCGGCUGCUUGUGGUGAACCCAGAGAAACGAUACACAGCCACAGAAGCCUUAAACCACCCCUUCUUUCAAGAGUAUGUUGUGGAGGAGGUGCGGCACUUUAGUCCCUACAGAAAGUUCAAGGUCAUCUGCUUGACAGUUCUUGCCUCAAUGCGCAUUUACUGUAACUAUCGGCGGGCCAAGCCCGUCACCAAAGAGGUGAUAAGGAGCGACCCGUAUGCUGUGAAGCCCAUCCGCAAACUGAUCGACGCCUGCGCCUUCAAGAUCUAUGGACACUGGGUGAAGAAGGGCCAGACACAGAAUCGGGCAGCUCUUUUUGAAAACAGCCCCAAAGCCAUCUUACUUUCAAUAGCAGCAGAGGAAGCUCCACUCAGCAUGUGGUAAUGCAACGGUCUGACCAGUGAACCGAAUGACGUCUUAAUUGAGAAACGAAGGGGUGUUAGCUAAUAGAAUGUUCUGGUUGUUGCAUAUUAGCAAGUGACAUACACAAUUCUCUUUAUUAAAAAAAAA